Laccaria bicolor S238N-H82 is the source of this 1464-nucleotide messenger RNA. RefSeq lists its product as uncharacterized. The record is from RefSeq and is a predicted model, not a curated record. Lineage: Eukaryota; Fungi; Basidiomycota; Agaricomycetes; Agaricales; Hydnangiaceae. The coding region runs from base 1 to 1464 and encodes 487 amino acids. The transcript is spliced from 8 exons.
AUGGUGCAAAAAAGCGAAAUUGAAUGGUUGGAAGUUACUUUUGUAGUCUUUUGUGACUUUUGUAGUCUUUUGUCUAUGACGAUGUUUCUAUUAACUAUUCAAUUGACUUUUGUAGUCUUUUGUCUAUCUAUUUGGUUUUUUGCAUCAUCAUAUUUACAUGUAUUUAUUCCCAUGUUCUAUAGCAUCGUGUUUACAACAAUAAACUCACUUUGCAACCACAAUAUACAUUACAUGUGGAUGGAAUCACCCCAUUUCUAUACGGCUAGGCAGCCUUAUGCCUCCCCUCCGGGAUACAAGAGUCCUGCGCCAGGUGACCCCGCCCCACUUCCUGGGUCACAGGAUAUUCUCAACAUGGUAUCGUCUCGUGGUACCACGUUACAAACACUCUCCCGCGUACCCCGAAUAUUCUCUGCCGCCAUCUCGCAUUCACGCCUCCGUCGAGAAGUCCUGAUCAGCCCUUCGGUUUCACAAUGGUGGGGGCACCACAGACUUCAUCAAGAUGAAGUCCCAGAGUGCAAAGACUCGGAGAAACUACAUAAGGCAAGUUUGAUUGACAGAUCCUGUCAACUUACGACGCCUUCCAGAAUUCCUGACUCCCAAGUAAACCUAAACCCUAAGACAGGCAAGAAAACCGUUGUCCAUGCCUCACAUGAUGCUCCCACACCCUUGAUAGUGCGAAUAUCCACUGCUUUCAAGGGCAACGACUUGGCCUCUCCCUUCCCCACAUUAGCGUGGAUAUCUGCUGCUUUUGAGGAGCUUGACUCGGUUACGACAGACAAUGGCUCACAGCCUCCAAAAACCCUAACGACACCAAAGAAACAACCUCUCCCACCCAACAUGAGCUAUGCCCGCUGCAGUUGCGCAAGGAACUGCCCUCACCAGGUCCUUGAAAGCCAAUCCAUGCUGGAGACCUCGUUAGUGCGAAAUUUCGCAGUUCUCGAGGGUGACCAUGUCUCUCAGUUGAUCGACGACCCCUCAUCCCCGACCAUUCUAUAUGAAGAUGAGCCAACCGUCAUACCAACCCAUCAGUCCACCCCGGAAACCUCUUUAGUGCAAGUCCUCGCAGCUUUCAAAGUUGAGCCAAUCAAUCCCAUACCCUCGAUAGCACGAACAAUCGCUGCUUCUGAGGGCAAUGAUUCAGCUAUGAUGGACGAUGCCUCUUCACUUCCCCUAUCCAUGUUAGCGCGUACAUCUGUAGCUUUCGAAGAUAACACGUUAGCCAUGACAGAUGUUGACCCUACACUUUCCAUGCCCACAUUAGAAUCCCCAUUCUGUCAAUACCCUACCAUCGACCCAGUACUUUACAGUGCCCCACCUAUUCCUGCAGGAAUUCAGUCACUCCACAGGAUUCCACAGGAAUUCCACAGGAAUCCAGUGGAAUUACACUGGAAUCCUCUGAACUCAUGUAAAUUUACCAGUACAUGUCCUGUGUGGAAGCGAAUCGUUCCUCCAGAUGGAAGCUAA